Messenger RNA from Dicrocoelium dendriticum, 1563 nucleotides. NCBI's taxonomy places the organism in Eukaryota, Metazoa, Platyhelminthes, Trematoda, Plagiorchiida, Dicrocoeliidae. The record is from the annotation of a GenBank genome assembly.
GACUCAAGGUUAUUGUGCUUUUUUACGAUCCGCGCACAUUGCGGAGCAAUAAGCUCCACGGUCGUCGUUUCUCUGUCGAUGCUUUCCAUCGAGAGCCGUCGUGUACUUAUCACUCCGCUCAAUAUAUGGAUCUAUGCUUUCCUGGCAGCAGUAUCUACACUAUCGGUCGGAGCCUCCAUCCGGUCCCCCCUGUAUAUGCUCCCUGUAAAGCAGCCAGUGUAUAUUGGCCAAAAAGUCGUUCUGACCUGCCAACUCAAGGGACUGGAUUCACCCCUGGAAUAUGCCGUGUUAUUCAAGCGUAAUGAAAAGGGUAUUUCAGAAAAGUGUCAGGCGUACGACAAGAACAUGUAUCAAUUGGAAUGUGAUCCGAAUGAUUGGCAAAAAGCCACCACAUACAAGCUUCUCAUUAAUUCCGUCUCUUGGUCAGACCGUGGUGACUGGUUCUGCAUUUAUGCAGCCAAUUCAGCUCAGCGACGUCUGGAGGUAUAUGCUCCUGCAGAAUUGAAAAAAAUGGGUGUGACCAACUGGCAAUCCCCAACGGUUUUUACACAACAACAGCGGCAGCAUUUCUCCGGCGAAGUGGCUCCGGGGAAAAUGGUGCAGCCCAUAGCUACCGUGUCCGGUGUCGGAUCUGUCCCCGGAUCUCCACCGGCAUCCCACAUUGGUCUUGGUACUCGAACCAACCCGUAUGAUCUGAGACCUGGUCUGGGGCUCCAGCUAACUUGUGAAACGACGUGUGGUUAUCCCGAAGCCAACGUUUCAUGGCUUAUUGUGAACGAGACAUCUAGCAGACCUGGUACGACUACCGUAGGACCAAACCAGAUUCGAUCGGACACAUGCAACCGUUCCCCAUCGACCACCGAAAUGACAACCACCAGAUCCGCAUUGAACGUGAACUGCUGGCAACUCGGUUUGGUUGGACUAAACGAAGUUCAAUGCGCAGUCUCCGGGCGUCAGUACGCAGAUCACACUCCGUCUCGGCAUAUUUACGUGUUGUGUCCAGGUGGAGAACGUCCUCUGCAACUGACCCAUGGUGAAGUAGUGGCGAUCGCGGUCGGCUGUGCCAUCGCGUUGAUCCUCGCCUUCAUGAGCUGUGUCGUAGUUCGAAAUUCCCGCAAAGAAUCUCCGUUUCCAAUGAACACUCAUCUUCUGGGCCAGCGCGUUUAACCAUCACAUUGACCACACUCUCUUGUCCCACAGACCUCCUUUUUAUUCACAUCCAUUGUACAUUUUACAACAUUUCCUCCCACCGUGUGUUUGCGUGUGAUCUCUUUCCCCAAUUUUUUUGAUCCGACUACAAUACCAUGCGCAUAAUAGGCUUCAUCUGUCCCCGAACACUUCUCAUAUUUUGCGUUUUAUGUUUCUUACCAUGUUAUUCGUUUUUCGGUCUUUUUUAUUAUCUUACUUGGUGUUUCAAAUCCGCUUGCCUCUUUCUACGUCAAUCGUAUCCCAUCGCAUUUGUGUUGCCGGCCAUCUUUGGCAGCUCCACGAUCUAUUCGUAUGUUGACUUUUACUUUAGUGAUGAUUUGCUCAUUCUGACUGAAUAAACACUGUUUCAUGAUC